UAGUGAGGUAAAUGUCUACGGUGCGUUACUGUUCCGAUGGAUGUUGACCUUUACGCUUACUUCGGUCUUAGCGAUGAUUGCACUCCAAAGGAUAUACAAAGAGCAUAUAAACGAAAAGCCAGGGAAGCUCAUCCAGACAAAAACAAGGACAAUCCACUAGCCAAGGAACAAUUUCAGGAGUUAAGUGUCUACUUCGAAAUCCUAUAUGAUCCGGUUAAAAAGAAAGAAUAUGACCGGAAGUGGAAGGCUAAAAAAGAAGCCGCUAAGCGAAUGGAAGCUAUGGAUUCAUCUCGAAGAAAACUUAGGGAAGAGCUUGAAGCCAGAGAAGCUGCUGCAGCAGCUAUGCGCAAAAAACAAUCUGAGGCCACAGCUAAAGAGUUAGCAGCAGAUCAGAUUCGCAGAGAUUGGGAACGUUAUACUGAACAGAUGCAGUGGGAAGCUUUAAAGAAACGAAAGUGUAUGGAUAGUGAAACUGAUAAUAUCGAUUUCAAACCAAAGAAGUCUAGUCAAGCUGUUGUUAGGAUAAAAUGGGCCUAUUCAGAAAACAUUCAAGCCAGUGCUUGUUAUACAGAAUCAUUUCUUAAAACGUGUUUAUCAGAGUUUGGUGAGGUGACAGCAUUUGUAAUUGGCAAACGUGGAACUGCAAUCGCAGAAUUUUCUACCUACAACGAAGCUGAAGAAGCAAUAAAAGCAUCAGAACAAGGAGCAGUUGGCCUUCCAAAUUUACCUUUGCAAUUGUCAUGGUUAUCAAGUCGUAAUACAAAUACUACAAAUGGAAACAAUGACUCAAGCAAAGUUAAGCAUGAGGAACCGAAAAGAAACAUCCCAGUGAGUGAACCAGUUCCUUGUACAAAGUCGAACUUUGAUACCUUUGAACAAGAUAUCCUAUCACGUAUGGCAAACUUUGGACAGUGAAGAAGAAUAGAAGAGAGGAAAAAAAGAAAGGCUGAAUGAAUCACCAUGUAAAAAAUUAUUCUAUAUUUCACUUGUCAGGAAUAUACAUCAACAUCACUAAAGCACUAUUCAUUAUUCUUUUAUAUAUAUACAUAUAUAUAUAUA
Trichobilharzia szidati is the source of this 1059-nucleotide messenger RNA. The record is from the annotation of a GenBank genome assembly. Lineage: Eukaryota; Metazoa; Platyhelminthes; Trematoda; Strigeidida; Schistosomatidae.